AAAGACGAGAAUUGUUUUGGAAGCAAUAGUGGACAAUCAGGUGAACCAUCUUCGGAUGCACGAGGUAUUUUUGUGCCAGUUUAUUAUACAAUUACACAUGGGUUGUUCAAAGCAGGUUAAUUAAUCAGUCAUAAUCUUUUUAAAGUACACGAUUUUGUUUUGAUCAGUAUGUGGUUUGACAUCUUAUGUUAUGCUUGUGACUUGCAUCGUCCUGGCUGAAGCAUCCAGUCCAGGAAAAGCAUGUCAGCCACCCCUUUGUUAUAUUUUAGAUUCUAGCUAGUGUAGAAGAAGAAUCAGUUUAAUAGUCCACGAUAAUCUACGGUCCAAGACAUUUGGUGAACAUUUUAACAGUAUAAUGUCCUAUGUAUAGCGCAAGCGCAGAUGGAAUCAUCUAAACAAGAGGUAUUGCCAGAAAUUAAUGGCAUGCGCUCGCAAAAUAUAUCAGCGAUUUUACUUGAAAAUUGUUCAAGGCAUUCUCCCUGGUCAUAUGCGACACAAGCUGUGAACGGCAACGGCCGAAAACGAAAGCUCGGUCAAUACAACAAAGCCUAGGUUUGAUAUUAUCCCGUACAGUCUUCGCUCUCGGUUUGAAAGUUAUUAUUAUGUGUUUUUUCGAAAACAUAACCGCGUCUUAUUGGACAACUAAUUAAUAAACAAUUUCAUUUUACAUUAUUUUUCGCCAAGCGGGUAAAAUAUUUAAAUUUAUUCAUUAAUUAAAUAUAAUUCAUUGACCAACUGUAAGAAUGGUUAUAGCGCGGGGCAAGAAAAGAAUCGAUGCCAACAUAACAAAAAGCUUGGGCCUCUUUGUGUUUUGCACGUGGAUUUUCCCAUCACUUUACCACCACUUUCAGUUUACCCUUCAAGGAAACUCCGUGUUAGUUAUCUGUUUAAACACUGUAGAUUUGGGUGUACUUUUGGUGGCUUGGUGGAUAACAGAGGAUUAUUAUGGUGAUUGUCUUGUCUUUUCCACUUUGUAGACAGACCACAAUCCUGGAAAUGGCAAGAGAGUUCAAAAGUUCAUCGACAAAAAUUCAUUCAAUUGAUCGAAUACGGACGAGAGCAUCCAGAAGAUAUCAAGGAAAUCAACGGAGUGCGCGUUUGUUUCGAGAAAAAGUUUUGCAUUGGUAGUGGUAGUGAUGGUACUCGCGUUUAUGUAGGAUUAGGAAACGACGGAGUUGAGAGGGCCGUGAAACGUAUGCGUAAAGACGCUUGCGCUUGGUCAGCUGAACACGAAAAGCAAGUUUUGAGCAAACACAAAGCAAGCGAAUCAACCUAUGUGGUAAAUUACUGGUUUUUAGACGAAAAAAGCGACAAGGAGGACUUAUUUCUAAUAUUAGAUUUGUGCGAGGAAACGUUGAAAGAUUUUGUUCAUCGUAGCAGUUUGCAGGAUUUGGUAGCAAUCGCGCCAGAUAUCAUUAAGCACGUUUUGCAAGGAUUGGCUGAUCUCCAUCGCGGUUCGAUGCCUAUUUUGCAUCGUGAUUUAAAACCAUCCAAUAUCUUGCGAAACGUCCAAGGUAAUUGGUUGCUGGCAGACUUUGGUAACAGUCGAAUCAGCAAACGAGAUGCCAGUACUGUUCUAACUUAUCAGAAGGGAACUAAAGAUUGGAUAGCUGUUGAAACAUAUCCUAAAGAGGGAAUAUCUGAUGAUGGCAAAGUACUUUACAGGAAAGAAUCCGAUAUUCAGGUAAAAUUUUCUUGAUGAUAAACAUGCAUAGUAAAAAGCGCACAAUUAUAAAAAAUUAUUUGAUGAGGUUUUCCUGAUAUCCAUAUGUAUAGGUUGAGGUAAUUAGUGCAAUUAAAGCCGUAUUAUAUUUCCAAGGACAAUUCCGUAAGGGCACAUUUAUAAGAGUACAUAAACCGAUUUUAAGUUUCACUGCAUGAAUGUUAAUGAUGCGGAAUAUUAGGCAGAUUUUGAAAACACGACGCGACGUCAAAAAUGACGUGAGAAUGAUAUAAUACACCUGAGUCUGGAUGUGUAUCUUUCUUGACGCAAAUUUUUUGUUUUCUUGCCGCCCAUUCUUUCUUUUAUUUCUUCAAUCCUUUGUCAAGAUAUGUGCGAGAAAAAGCUUUAUAAUACUAGCUCUAUAAAAUUACAAGUAUAAAUUUAAAACAAGUAUAAAGCUGUGACGUUGUAGAAGGAAUGUGGAAAUCUAAAAUGGACAUGAACGACGUUCUGAACACCUAAACAGGACGGGAAGUCGGUUCUCUCUACGUCAUUUUCACGUUGUUUUUGACAUCGCGUCAUAGUUUCUAAAUUUCUCUAUUAGUGAAUUUUUCAGGUUUGCCACGUAUUUUUCAAAAAUCAUUAAAAAUCCCCUAAAUCUGCCGAAGAAUUCGCGGUGUGUAAACGUACCCUAAACUGCUCCAAAUUGCUUUUGUCAUACUUAUAGGUGGCUGGAAUGGUGGCAUUCUAUAUCAUGACAAAUGGUGAACAUCCCUUUGGAGCAGAAGCUGACCGACUUCGCAACUUACUGGAUGACAAUGCAGUGAAUUUGGAUAUGGUAGAUGAUUCUUCCGCGAAAGAUUUGAUUUCCUGGAUGCUGAGACACGAUUCCAAAGCUAGACCGUCUGCUGAAGAAGCGCUAAAACACCCUUACCUUCAACCGCAGGAGCAGCAAUUUCAAAUGCUGUGUAAAAUUGGAAACCAACCUGAGGUUAAAAAAUUGGAUAGCAACUGCGAUGUUGUGCACAAGUUGAACAAUAAUCGGAAGAAUUGGAAAACUUUGAUGAGAGCCGAUGUUCUAAAGUAUUUAUGCACCGAUAUUGUAAAUGGAAAACCAAGAACAUAUUCUUAUAACUCGUCAUGGACAGAGUGUUUAAGACUUAUUCGAAAUGUUAACGAACACUGGCAUGACCGACCACGUUGGAAGCCACAACCCGAAGCAUUCUAUAUUGUGGGCGAUCCCCAGGAGUACUUCCUUAACCUAUUCCCUAAUCUUCCAGUUGAAGUACACAGAAUUGUUAGAACAUGUGAUUGGAGAGAAAGAAAUGAGCUUAGAAAAUUCUUUGGUAAAGGUAUGUUUUUUAUACUUGUGAAACAGUGUGCAUGGCGAUGAUCUGUCACGUUAUUAAUGAGAGCGUUGAAUGUCGUCCCAGAUGGGGUAUAAAUAAAUGGUAGUGUUCUUCACAGGAAGAAAACGUAACACCAACUGUUCACU
Paramuricea clavata is the source of this 3158-nucleotide messenger RNA. Lineage: Eukaryota; Metazoa; Cnidaria; Anthozoa; Malacalcyonacea; Plexauridae. The record is from the annotation of a GenBank genome assembly.